Molecule: messenger RNA, 1413 nt
Organism: Alnus glutinosa
Lineage: Eukaryota; Viridiplantae; Streptophyta; Magnoliopsida; Fagales; Betulaceae
Product: protein MET1, chloroplastic
Exons: 7
Coding region: 149-1168 (339 amino acids)
Molecular function (GO): protein binding
Source: RefSeq, a predicted model, not a curated record
AAUACCUGUAAUCCAAACCUCUUCUUUGAGACCAAAAGCGUCUCCCUCUCUCUCCAAAUGGCCACGUUCAAACAUCUUCUUCCACCUAUGGUCUGAGCUCUGAAAACUCAACCAAGCCAAGUCAACCUAAGGAGUGAACAGACCAACCAUGUCUUUAGCUUCAAGUAGUCAUCCUUCUCUCUACUCUUCACCACCAUUCCCAAGAACCAUCAAAACCAGGCGAAUCCUAGCUGCCUUUUGCCAAACCAGCCAUUCCUCACUCAAGAACCACUCGUGUCUGAGCACUUCAAGCGGUUUCUCAAAUACCCAUUUGCUCAAACCAUCGAUUUUGGUCGUAAAAGCAUCGGAAACUGAGUCCCAGACAUCGAAAUCGGAGAGUGGAAGUGAAGGGGGGCAGGGAGAUGACGAAAAGUAUGAAGAGUAUGAGGUGGAACUGCUGCAGCCAUACGGUCUGAAAUUCGCCAAGGGCCGUGAUGGUGGGACUUACAUAGAUGCGAUUGCGCCGGGUGGAUCGGCUGACAACUCUGGGGUGUUCACUGUUGGGGAUAAAGUACUUGCCACCAGUGCAGUGUUCGGGACAGAAAUAUGGCCUGCUGCUGAAUAUGGAAGGACAAUGUACACCAUUCGCCAAAGAGUUGGCCCAUUACUGAUGAAAAUGGAGAAGAGAUUUGGGAAGCAAGAAAAAAGCGGCGAAUUGACAGAAAAAGAGAUUAUCAGAGCUGAGAGGAACUCUGGCGUAAUUAGUAACAGAGUGAGGGAAAUCCAAAUGCAAAAUUUCCUGAAGAAAAAGGAACAGAAGGAGCUUAGGGCAAAGGACCUUCGUGAAGGACUGCAACUUUACAAGAAUGCCAAAUAUGAGGAAGCACUAGAAAGGUUUGAGUCUGUAUUGGGAUCAAAACCAGAUCUAGCUGAAGCUUCAGUCGCAAGUUACAAUGUCGCUUGUUGUUAUUCCAAGCUUAAUCAGAUACAGGCUGGGCUCUCUGCUCUUGAAGAGGCCUUGCAAUCAGGAUUUGAAGACUUUAAGAGAAUCCGAACAGAUCCAGACCUGGCCAAUAUAAGAACAUCCGAGGAGUUCGACCCUCUUUUGAAAAGGUUUGAUGAGUCAUUUAUCAAUGAAAAUGCCAUCAAUGCCAUUAAGUCUAUAUUUGGCAUAUUCGACAAGAAAUAGAGCCUUGAAUGAAUGAGUUCAAAUAAAAGGAAGCCAAGCUCUCUCUCAAUGGCAUGUGAGUUCACGACAAAGCCGCCAAUGCAGGGGUUGGCCUACCCAUGUUUCAAACAUCAGUUUCUCAUAUGUGAAUUUGUUCAUAUCAUUAGUUUUGGGUGACUACUGAAAGGAAAUGUGAUUUUUUUUUUUCUUCCUCUUCUUAUGGAUACUGAAUGAAAUUCAAUGAGAAGGAAAUUUGUUUAUAUAAA